UCGUGUCCUAAUCUUAACACACGCACGUGUUAAAUUAGUGUGGUUAGGGAUUUCUGUAUCAGGGCUACGCAUUCAGUAAAUUUAAACCUGCCAUGGAAAAUCCAGAGAAUUCCGAGAAUGCUGAAGUGCUAGUGAAGCCUCCCACUUUAACAGCGAGUGAUCGCCUUGCAGCGAAAAAACGAUUUCGCACACAGCGGAGACUGUCGACAAUGAAAAACAAGGUUUUGCGGAAUGCACAGUGGGCUACUUUAAAAAAAGAAAAACGGAAGGUGAAAAAAGAAGGUCAAAAACAGAGGAAGAAGGAGGCUGAAGCUUUGGGUGAUAAGGCACCCCCAAAACAAAUUCCACGCACAAUAGAAAACACAAGAGAAACUGACAUUACCACGGUUGAUCAUGAUGAUGAAGAAGUCACAUUUGACAUUACCCAUGAUGAAUAUGAAUCAUAUUUUUCAAAAACUUACGUGCCUAAAAUUUUGAUAACAUCUUCAGACAAUCCUCAUUCAAAAACCAUUCAUUUCAUUCGUGAAUUGACAAAAAUUUUCCCCAAAUCUGAGUGCCAGUGGAGAAAGCGUUCUAGUGUAAAGAAAAUGAUCCAGAGUGCUAAAGAAAAGGAUUACACUGAUGUUGUAGUGGUCAAUGAAGACAGGCGAGUUCCAAACGGGAUGUUGGUGUCCCAUUUGCCGGAUGGUCCCACUGCUUACUUCAAACUUAGCAAUGUCAAAUUGACAAAAGACAUGAAGUACAAGAACAUCAUCAAGGAAUUCACUACUCACAGACCAGAGGUUAUUCUGAACAAUUUCCAGACCCGCCUUGGUCAGGCUGUGAGUAGAAUGUUAGCAUCUCUAUUUCACUAUGACCCGCAAUUUAAAGGUCGUCGAGCAGUGACUUUUCAUAAUCAACGAGACUACAUUUUCUUUAGACAUCAUAGGUAUGAGUUUAAAUCUCAGAAAAGGGCUGCAUUACGCGAAUUAGGUCCUAGGUUUACUUUACGACUAAAAUGGUUGCAAAAAGGAACUUUUGAUACCAUCGAGGGUGAUUAUGAAUGGAUUAUCGCAGGAAAACGACAUGAAAUGGAAACUAGCAGGCGUAGAUUCUUCCUUUAACAGUCUAUAACACUUUGUGCUGGGAAAAAUUGAAUACACUUCUGUGUAAUAUA
Daphnia carinata is the source of this 1156-nucleotide messenger RNA. RefSeq names its product ribosome production factor 1-like. Gene Ontology annotation, cellular component: nucleolus; preribosome, large subunit precursor. Gene Ontology annotation, molecular function: rRNA primary transcript binding. Gene Ontology annotation, biological process: maturation of LSU-rRNA; maturation of 5.8S rRNA. The transcript has 6 exons. The record is from RefSeq and is a predicted model, not a curated record. Lineage: Eukaryota; Metazoa; Arthropoda; Branchiopoda; Diplostraca; Daphniidae. The coding region runs from base 93 to 1103 and encodes 336 amino acids.